AUGUCACAUCUACGGCACCCUGCCCCUUCUACACGGUGAGCAUUCUUUCCUGAUGUGCUUUGAAUGGAGAUACUAAGAGCAUAGAACAUCACCGGUUUCCCAAUCGCAAACGAUCCACAUCAGGGAACUCCGUCAACUACCACCCACACCGCAAGGGACUCGAAAAUGGGCAAUCAAGAUAACUUCCGGUUCAUACAGUACUACACGGAUUUUAACAGACCCUUUCGACGCAACACUAGAAACCCGUCUAAGGUGGGCACUAGAAGAGCACGCUCAAAAAGAUCCCUUCGAGGACCAAAAGGCAGCCAGAGUUAAUCGAGAAUUGUGGGGGUAUUCAAUGAGUCUAAUGGAGCAGCUGCGGCUUACAGAGAUAAUAUCAUUAUCGAAACCGAAGGAAGAACGAGCAUCGGAGGGGUGUACAAUGCUCGAAGCGUCGAUGCAGGGCAUAAAUGGGAAGAAGUGGUUCGUGGAUAUUGAAGGUUGGAGCUGGAAUUCAGUGGACGGCACACAGGAGGCUUGUAUGGGCGGGAUUCACUGGGAGGCAUUGGAGAAUCCGGAUGCCUGGCCAGCACAGAUGCGACCAUGUAUCAUUGUUCGACGGAGAGCCCCCAGCGCCAGUAUGGUUACGAGGGGUCCGAUUGUCUGUGUUGGCGGUACUGCUUUCAAUAUUUUACUGGUUGUUUCGCAUCCGAUGUCCGUUGCCACCCCUAGCGGGAGAACGGCUAGUCCGAGACUUGUUAGCCGGCCUCUAGUCGAUCUUGUCCAGAGAUUAAGGGCCGAAUGCGACGUACCGGUCCACCUGGAGGUCCUACGGCCCGCGAGUUGGACAGCCCUUGAGAAAAAACUGAGCCAACCGGGAAAAGGUCUCUGGCAUUUGGUCCAUUUCGAUGUUAACGCCAGGGUCACCAGAAUACCGCGGAAAAGUACCACGGGCCAGAGGGUGCCGGCAGAUACAGACGAGGUUAGUCUGUCUUUCGUUUCGGAGAGAUGCCCUCAAAAACGGACAUGGAAGACUGCACAUGAGGUUUCAAGCUUGCUUGUCUCAAACGGAGUGAAAUUUGUCGUUCUCAACGCUCCAAGAACCGCCAAGUCCUUUGGCACUGUGUCAUCGAAUUUCGGGGAGGCGCUGGUGCAGGAUGGCAUACGCGCGGUCGUAGCGUUGCCAAAUAAGAUACUAAACGCCGGAGCUGAGGUUCUUAUGUCAACCUUCUACCGAUGCUUCCUUGGGGAGACAUGGGAUUUGGCUGUGGCGCUCUCGGAGGCUAGGAGAGCGAUGAUGCGUGUUAAGAACCGAGAGGGCCGGUUCGGCGUUAUGGUUCCCCUUGACGACUGGAUCGUUCCGGUGCUCUAUCACAACGGCGCGACGGAAGUUUCCGUUGUCAGGAGCGACCCGGCCAUGAACCUCACAGUUGCCUCAAAAAACACCGUUCCUGACCCUAAAAGGUUAUUAGGCAAGUUUCAGGGGUUACUCUCCAGCGAAAAUACCCGAUCGUCUGAUGCAAUUACCGCCGACAAGGUUCCCACGGGGCGUGAAGAAAUUUCCGGACGGGAAUACGAUAUUUUCAAAAUAGAGCAGCUGCUUGAUAACAAUAUUUUGCAUCUCACCGGCGUGCCUGGGGCGGGGAAGACGAAGUUGAUGGCACACUUAGCGUGGUGGUGGAAGGCAACUUCUUUGGUCGAAGAGUCGUUUUACUUCGAUUAUGACAAUCAGCCUUCGUUGACUCCGGGGAUGUUACUGUCAAAGAUCUACCUCCAGCUAUUUACCCGUGGGCCUGCCGAGACGCAUUGCAAAUCGCGCCGCACAGCAUCCCCACGACGGUCGCCCCCGGACCCUAAGGGAAACUUUCUAACGCAGUGGUCCCUAUCAACUUCGCGCGCCUCCUCUCCGACUAGUGAUACAAGUGAUGGCGUCGGUGGCGAGUGUUGGAUGGGAAAGACACUCCAUAGACUGAAGGAGAGACCGUAUUUGAUUGUUCUAGACAGUCUCGAAAGUUCCGAAGCGGAGAUCAAAGAUGAUGAAGUACUUAGGGGAGAGGUUAAUGAAUUCUUAAAGAUGCUACAAGGAGGUAAAAGUGUGGUUGUUGUCGUUGGGAAUAAGAAAGAGAGCUGGCUUAACGACAGCCUCGUAAGGUUUGACAGAUACCAUUUGAAUGGGCUUGGUCUGUGAGUGUAUAUUCGCUUCACUUUAGUGAACUAUAAAUGCUAAUAGGCUGCAGUGACCAGGCUGUUGAUCUCGCGGGGUUUAUACUGGAGAAACGCGGUGGCGAUAGAAAAAAGUUUCAAAGCGCGGAGAAUAAGCAUUACUUGGAGAUGUUGCUUCGGCUUUGUGACUUCAAUCCUCUGGUCAUGGUUUGUGCCUCUCCCUAAUUCGCUGUCUUAACAAUACUGCUUGGUGCUGAUAAUGAAAAUCUCAGGAACUCACUCUUCCGGGAGUCGCACAGGGUCGUGCGGGACCAGUGGAGAUUUUACUUGAUACUUUACAGAGCGAAACAGCUCUCACUUGUGCGUCGUCAAUUAAGCCACUGCGAAGCCUUUCUUCGUUUCUUUCUAGGCUGGACAGAGAUUCCAAACAACUACUACUAUGCCUAGCGCCGUUUCAUACUCGCCUUCCGAAGGAGAUCAUCCCGUACCUUCAUUGUUUGCUGUACCACAAGGCUCUUCCAACCACUGCUGACACAGGCACAAUGCAAUUCCUUUUAUCAAGACCACCAUCAAUUCGGGAGAAUCGGCAACUGACUGCUAUUCUCUCCUCUACCGGCCUCCUUUCCCGGUAUAGGUAUAUCGUUCGAGACCUGUUAACAAAAGACUUUCUUCAAGAAGACUCUUCUGCAACGUCCUACCACAUCCAUCCAUUAUUAACCCUGUUUCUACGUCAGACAAUAUCAAACGGGGGAAAACGUGCGAAUUCAAAUUACGGCAUUGAAUACCCUCUUGUCACCCAUGCCUUUCUAGACUACCAAUCUCAACGAAGUUUCCUUUGGUCGCAGGUCCCGGCCGAAACUUACCUGAAUGUUGAGAAAGAGUUGGAGCUGGAAGAAAACAACUUCCUAGAGGCAAUAUGGACCCCGCUGGGACAUAUCGAUCCCGCUUCUAUUUUUUCUUCGUUCCCAGUGCAUGCAUUCGCCCGGUAUGCCUCUAUCGCAACUAUGCAGGACCUGCAAUUAAAAGUUGGACUAGUAAAGGAGAUUUGCACCCAAAUACUGAAGCGUUUCGAGGAACUUAGGAAGAAAGCUAGCCAAGGCGGGAGGAUUGGCGAGGAGGCUCUUGUGGCAGCACUUUUUGCCUCGGGUUGGCUAUGCGAGUAUCAUGCGGAGGGAGAUGAAACGUCCCAAUUCAAGAAACAAGUGGAGACUUCCACUGAGCUGAUUGGCAUGGCCAAGGAUAUAGGAGGGUGCCUGGAGAAGUUCUCGGUGCUUGGCGAACAAUGUGCUAUCCAGAGGAGCAUUGCCGUGCAGGAUGGUAUGACCGACGGGCUUAAAUUUCGGAAACCGUGGGCGGGAUUUCUCGCGGAAUACCAGGAUCCGAAGAAGAAAAAGAAGGAGGAGGACCAUGCGGAGUGGAGCGCUCUUGCAAAAGAGUUUAUCAGACUUCAGUCGAUUUCCGUGCAAGUUCCCCUAACAGGGCGCUUUAGUGAUGGAAUGCGGUUGUCACUCAAGGGCCAACUUUCAAACAUCUACUCAGAACUUGUUGAGGCCGUUCGAGGAAGUCCCCUGUAUGUUUUUCUUUCAAUAUACCCAUGGAUCCCGACAACCCUUCAUAGCACCCUCCCCUCCGAGCUUCCAAUGCUGUCCUCGGAGCAAUUUGUAGCCUACCCCGCCCUCCUGCAACUCCACCAAGCCCGCUUCGACCCCCCAUCAACACUCCCGAUCCUCCAAAAUCUACUGGCAACAGCUCUCACUCACUCCCUCCGAGACCUCGAGCUGUCAACACACAUCCUCCUCGCAAAGCAGAACUUUACCCUGCACUCACUGACCGCAACCCUCUCCCACUGCGAAUGCGUCACCGCCCUCCUCCCGCCGGGUCCGCACCUCCUCCCUCACCAUCUUCCUACUCUCUUGCAUGUCACUUUCCUCGCAGCCCUAACCCACACCCACCUCCGCGCCUGGGGGCUCGCGCUCUCAACCUUCAAUAUCACUCUAUCCCUGGCAAUGCACCUGACAGAUACUACAACGCAAUACUGUAUACUCCGCAAACUCUCCGUCGUAAAACGCGAAUCCGGUCUCGGGCCCCCAGUGGCUGAGACCCUCCUCCGUGCUUUGGAUCUCUCCUACGCGGCAGCCCCCCAGCCCGUAUUUACAGACGAGCGUGGCGUAUUACUCCAACGCAUCUUCUCCGCUGCGCGCUCUGGAAGAGCCGGAGAGAGCAUGGAAAGUAUAAUCGAGCGGUUUGCAGUGAGGAGAGGAUGGGCCAUCAAGGAGAUGAAGAAUUUUAUCGAAGACGUUAUCACCCUUGAAACGAAGAUUGUGCGAGGCGGGGCGGAGGUGGGCGCUGGGAGCACUGAAACGGAGCGGGAAUUGAGGGGGAUGUAUGCGGAGGCGGAGAAAAUGUUGCUUGUCAAGAACAAGAGGAAUAGGGCGGGGUAUGAGGCUGGGAAAAGUAUUACUCAUUAUGUGGCUGUUUGA
Molecule: messenger RNA, 4622 nt
Organism: Tuber aestivum (summer truffle)
Lineage: Eukaryota; Fungi; Ascomycota; Pezizomycetes; Pezizales; Tuberaceae
Source: the annotation of a GenBank genome assembly